Lymnaea stagnalis (great pond snail) is the source of this 362-nucleotide messenger RNA. NCBI's taxonomy places the organism in Eukaryota, Metazoa, Mollusca, Gastropoda, Lymnaeidae. The record is from the annotation of a GenBank genome assembly.
AUGGCGCCCGACAACGUUCUUCAAAGAAAAGAGAAUGUCUAUCUCAAAAUGCUUUUCAACGGCGGGAUAGCCGCCCCACAGCCGCACCAGAUUUCGGUGCCGUCCGACCAAAAAUCUGACCUUUCGUCCUCGGUGGAUCCUUUAGUCUACGAAUCGGCACGUGACCCAAGGAGACUCAGCAGUCCGCGCACGUCGGUGCCCUACGCGAGGGAGGAGCUGAAGCUCUCGAUACCAGAUGCAUUCCUGCCAUACAUCCGGAGAGCGCGAGAGUAUUACGUCAUAUCACAGACACUGCUAGACCCCCAGUACAAGCACAUGAUGCGCGGUCGUGUUUCGAAGAGCAAAGAGGGCUCCGCUCCGAC